CUGCUUGCUGGACACACAAAUUUAAAACUUCAAAAAAGAGCGGGUUUAUACUGAGUAAGGUUUUCAAUUGAACGCUUCUAUCCUCCUUCUGAAAUUUUCUUUUCGCAUGUAUGUGUGUCUAUUUUCAUGCAACAACCUUUUCUAAGUGAAGAUUGUAUUGUCCAAAUAAGACAAAAGCAUACAAUCGUUAAACUAAGAUCAUCUUCAACCUGCGACAAAACUCGGCAUCUUUACCUUGAAGCGUAUAAGUAUGCUUGUUCGGCUGUUGAACUAGAUUCCCUUAGCCGAUAUACAGAAGCUAGACAAGCCUAUCAAAAAACCAUACAGUACUUUACAGAGCUGCUUCGAGAUAGCACUUUCGAUAUUGAUCACAAUGAGCUGUUACAAAAAUUGAAUCAAUAUAGACAAAGAGUUGAACAGUUGAAUCAUUUGUUAGUACUGACUAAAAUCAAUCCGUCUUCGUUAUACAUCAACGAAAACUCGCCUCAUCAACAACGACGUGAUUCAAAUGAUUCCGAUAUAUCGCGGACAGAAGAGGAUGAAUACACUGAGAAAGCAGAAUUCGCUUUCGAUCAGGGCGAAUUGAAUGAAAUUCAGGGCAAUAUAAGUUUAGCUUUGGAAUACUAUUCUACUGCAGCGGAACUGUUCCUGAGAGCAUUUAAAGGAUACGAUGAUAUUUCAGCAGAAAAGGCACGAGUGAAAAAAGAGUUUUCAGAAGCACUUAAUAAGGCCGAGUCUUUGAAGAAAAUUGUCUCUGCCAAUCAUCAACCUAAGACGAACAAAGGCAACAGUGGCAGCAAUAAUAGUCAAGUAUUGUUAAAUAUGCACGAGAAAUCAGCAUCGUCACCCACACUACGAACACGGUCUUCUUCUUCAGUAUCUAUUCGACCAGAACUGACAAGAUUUCACAGUCGCUCCUGUUCUAUACCCUCCGUUGGAUCGAUUGAUUGUUUCAACAAUAGUUCCUUGCAACAACCACCUAUGAAUGAUGACAUUAUGACUCAAAAGCUAUCUGUAAACGAAAUUGAAGUUUUAAAAUAUACCUCUUGUGUCAAUGGCAAAACAUUCUUACCGUGGAUAGAUGAAACCGAUUUAAAGGAACAAUUUUCCUAUCAAACAAAAUUCCUAGAUCCUGAAGGCUCUUUGAGACUGUCGUCAAAGCAGCUGGAGAAGUUUGGUGGAUGGAAAAGACCCGGUGAUAUUAUGAGAUCUCCUCAACUAAUAUGUCUUAUUUCAAGCACCAGUAUCAUUCAGGAUAUUGUUACAGAUUGUUCAUUUGUAGCCUCACUUUGUGUGGCAGCUGCUUAUGAACAAAAAUUUAAAAGGCAAUUGAUCACCUCUUGUAUAUACCCUCAAAACAAACAUGGUCAGCCUUGCUACAAUCCAAAUGGAAAAUAUGUGAUUAAACUUGUAUUUAAUGGUAUUGCUAGAAAGGUCGUUGUAGAUGAUCUAUUGCCUAUUUCGAGAAAUGGGACUCUCAUGUGUACAUUUUCGACUAAUAAAAAUGAAUUAUGGGCAAGCAUUAUUGAAAAAGCUUAUAUGAAACUAAUGGGCGGCUAUGACUUCCCUGGCUCCAAUUCAGGCAUAGAUUUACACUGUCUAACAGGAUGGAUUCCCGAGCAUAUUUUUAUAUACGACAAACAUUUUGUUGCAGAUAAUGUGUGGGAUCGUAUUUACGAUGGUAUCAAAUAUGGUGAUUGUUUAGUAACAAUUGCUACAGGUGAUAUGACAGAAGAUGAAGCAAUACGAUUAGGUCUGGUUCCCACUCAUGCCUACGCUGUGAUCGAUAUAAAACUGCUAUAUGAUCGAAAGCGUCUUUUACAAGUAAAGAAUCCCUGGAGUCAUAACCGUUGGCGCGGGCCAUCCAGCCAUCUUGAUACUAAUUUUUGGACAGAUGAAUUGAAACGAGCACUCGAUUUUGAUCCAGAAGCAGCAGAGCAAAAAGAUGAUGGCAUUUUUUGGAUUGACUUUGAAUCGGUGUGUACCAAUUUUGCAUCUAUACAUUUGAAUUGGAAUCCUGAAUUGUUCACACAUCGGUGGGUCCUGCACUCAGUUUGGCCCGAGCAUAGAGGACCCAAAAAAGAUAUUUACAGUCUGGGGUACAAUCCACAGUUUAGCCUAAAAGUCAAUGUACCCGAAGAAAAGCCUGCGGCUAUAUGGUUAUUAUUAUCAAAGCAUAUUAUGAAGACCGAAGAAGAAAACACAGACUAUAUCACAUUGCAUGUGUAUAGUAAAACAAAUGGCAAAAGAGUUUUUUACCCUGGAACACCAUUCAAAGAAGGGACCUAUGUUAACAGCCCUCAUAUUUUGGUUCGUUUCAAUGCACCUGCAGGAUGGAGUGAUUAUACUAUUGUAGUAUCUCAGCAUGAAAAAGAACAUUCUCUUUAUUUUUCCUUACGCGCGUAUUCACUUGCUCCAUUUGAAUUGAGAGAAGUUCCAAUGCGUUAUUCGAUCGAGCAAAAGAUACAAGGACAAUGGACUGACCAAACAGCUGGAGGAAAUGCUUGCAAUGCCACUUAUCUCAACAAUCCACAGUGGAAAAUCUCGAUACCUAACCUGAAUCCACCAGUGGGACUACUCCUCCAGUUAGAAGCACCAAAGGAUUAUGCCGUUCAUAUAUUGCUUGUUGAAGGCGGCAAAAGAGUGUCAGGCGUAUCUGUUCGUGAUAUUUUGGUCGAAUCAGGGCCUUAUAGACAUGGGUUUUGUUAUUGUGAAUUACCUGAUAUUAGACCUGGUGAAUAUACAGUAGUAGCCUCAACAUUUGAACCUGACCUUUUAGGCAAGUUUAUUCUAACAUUAAGUAGUUCGGUUAAAGUGAACGUUGAGCCGAUUCCUGCAGAGGGAGCCGGUAUGUUUAAAAAAGUUAUUCAAAACGAAUGGGUUGUUGGAUAUAAUGCUAUGGGCUGUCCAAGUUUUGGAAACUACGAUAAGAACCCACGAUACUUAUUAAAAUUACGCGAAUUAACUACAAUUAAAGUCCGUUUACAAGGAAAACGCACUGACUCUAGUGAUUCAGUUCCAUCAAUGAAUGUUACCAUAUUUGAAAGAUACCCCAAUGAAUUGCUUGGCAAAGAAAUGGCCACCUCAGGCCCAUAUACAAAUGUUAUCCAAGGAGUAGCGACAAGCGAUGUUGCCCUCAGUCAGAAUGAAUGUGGAUAUAUAAUUGUUGUUGCUACGCAUGAUGAAAAUAUAGCGGCCGAAUUCAUACUGACCAUAUAUAGCGAUAGACCUAUCAACGUUGUAAAGGAUAGAUGAAUGAAAAUAUAGAUGAUCCAAAUCAAAGAUGGAACAAAUAAAGACAA
This is a messenger RNA of Mycotypha africana, 3302 nucleotides long. RefSeq lists its product as uncharacterized. Gene Ontology annotation, biological process: proteolysis. The record is from RefSeq and is a predicted model, not a curated record. Gene Ontology annotation, molecular function: calcium-dependent cysteine-type endopeptidase activity. The transcript has 14 exons. Bases 127 to 3255 code for a protein of 1042 amino acids. NCBI's taxonomy places the organism in Eukaryota, Fungi, Mucoromycota, Mucoromycetes, Mucorales, Mycotyphaceae.